This is a messenger RNA of Alnus glutinosa, 1445 nucleotides long. Its product is annotated as probable serine/threonine-protein kinase PBL26. Lineage: Eukaryota; Viridiplantae; Streptophyta; Magnoliopsida; Fagales; Betulaceae. Gene Ontology annotation, biological process: protein phosphorylation. The record is from RefSeq and is a predicted model, not a curated record. The transcript has 5 exons. Bases 1 to 1299 code for a protein of 432 amino acids. Gene Ontology annotation, molecular function: protein kinase activity; ATP binding.
AUGAAUUGCUUCAUGUGUUUCCCAUCCCAUGGGAAGAAAGCAUCUCAUGACAAGACAAACGGCCGAAGGAGAGGAGAGUUGCCGCCAGCCGCUCCCCAUCGAAGAGAAGUAGCCGUAGCACCAAAGCCACGGCCUGAAAAUCCAAAGACAAAGGGUGCACCCGUUGAAACUACAUACAAUAAGGAGGCCAAUAAAGAAAAUGGCAACAACAACAUGGCUGCACAAACUUUCACUUUCCGAGAAUUGGCCACGGCAACAAAGAAUUUCCGACAAGAAUGUCUAGUUGGUGAGGGUGGAUUUGGAAGAGUUUACAAGGGGAGACUCGAGAAGACUGGCCAGGUUGUGGCUGUCAAGCAACUUGACAGGAAUGGAAUGCAGGGAAACAGAGAGUUUCUGGUUGAGGUGUUGAUGUUGAGCCUCUUACACCAUGGAAACCUUGUAAAUCUGAUCGGAUACUGUGCUGAUGGAGAGCAGAGACUUUUGGUGUACGAGUACAUGCAAUUAGGAUCUCUGGAGGAUCACCUACUUGAUCUACGACCAGGGCAAAAGGCAUUAGAUUGGUUCACAAGAAUGAAAAUAGCUUUAGAAGCAGCCAAAGGUCUAGAAUAUUUACAUGACAAGGCCAAUCCCCCUGUAAUAUAUCGUGAUUUGAAGUCCUCAAACAUCUUGCUGGACAAGGAUUUCAAUGCCAAGCUUUCAGAUUUCGGACUGGCCAAGCUUGGACCUGUUGGGGACAGAUCUUCAAGGGUAAUGGGAACAUAUGGGUAUUGUGCCCCUGAGUAUCAAAGAACAGGUCAACUCACUGUAAAGUCAGAUGUCUACAGUUUUGGAGUCGUUUUGUUAGAGUUGAUCACCGGAAGAGAAGCCAUUGACACCACAAGGUGUACUGAGGAGCAAAAUCUAGUCACUUGGGCAGAACCAAUAUUUAAGGAUCCUCAAAGGUUCCCGGAACUAGCCGAUCCACGGCUUAAGGGAGAGUUUCCAGUGAGAGCACUACACCAAGCAGUAGCAGUAGCCGCCAUGUGUCUCCAAGAGGAACCGUCAGUUCGUCCCUUGAUCACUGAUGUUGUCAGUGCUCUGGGUGUUCUUGGAACCGCCUGUCGAGAUGCAGUAACCACAUCAUUUGAUCAUCAUCCUUCUCCACCGUGUGAUCGUAACAUGAUCAGGGCAAAUGGGAUUGUUCUUGAUGACGAAAGCAUAAGGGAACGACAACGAGCUGUGGCAGAAGCCAUGGAAUGGGGUUCAACUUCAAGGCAUAAUAAGGCGAUAUCCCGGUGUGGAAGCACUUCUUCAGUGUAAAAUACGAUUAAUUAUUAUAUUGGCCGGUGCUGAAGAUAUCUAUGUUUUGGCUUCCAACAAAUUCUUUUUUAUUUAUUCAGACUGCAAGAAUGAUGUUAGAUUUUGGAAAGGCAUUGAGUCCUUCAAUUGAGUAUACUUUUUUCUUU